This is a messenger RNA of Colletotrichum destructivum, 312 nucleotides long. RefSeq lists its product as uncharacterized. The record is from RefSeq and is a predicted model, not a curated record. The coding region runs from base 1 to 312 and encodes 103 amino acids. Lineage: Eukaryota; Fungi; Ascomycota; Sordariomycetes; Glomerellales; Glomerellaceae. The transcript has 2 exons.
AUGGGGAAGUCAAGGGGGUUAGCCACCGAGGGCUCCCGGAACGGAAAAGCAGAUAGCGAUUGGUUUGCAUUCACCAACCAGAUCCUAGCUGCAAGUGCAUCUGGUGUGCAGUACAGAGUAUGUGCAACUGCGAUUCCUCUCCCGCGGACCGACUCGACAUACAUCAAAAGGAUGGGCGGCGGUCAUGUGUAUUCCGGGACGACCUCUUGGCCUGUCGGCAGACGGAUGAAUACGGGACCUUGCAGAGGGCGUUUUCAUUCAAAACGCGUCAAGAGGACGCCGGAUGGAAUAUACAAGGGGGGAAACGGGUGA